AGGUCAUUUGGAAAGAAACCCAGCCAGCCUUUCUCCUCCAGCGUUUCGCUGCCCAUUAGUGCAGUCAGCUCCUGUGUUGAAAGACUGAAGGGGACUUUUUUUUCUUCAGGAAUUCUUCUUUCCCGAAAAACAAUUUCCUCCAACAUGACCUCUAAUUCCAAUUUAUCCAAUAUGCGACGGCUGGUUGAGCAACUGAAGCUCGAGGCCAGUGUGGAGAGAAUCAAGGUGUCCCAGGCGGCUGCAGAGCUGCAGCAGUACUGUCUGCAGAACGCAGGCAAAGACGCCCUGCUGGUUGGAGUCCCCACAGGCAGCAACCCCUUCAGAGAGCCACGCUCCUGUGCUGUGGUGUGAAGAGGAAGAGGAUGUGGACACAACUGUGGCGUCUCACUCACAGAGGAAAAAUAAUUCCAUUUAGUUUGUAACCAUUUUUAUUCAUGUGUUUCAUUUUAAGAAAAUUAUAGAUAAGC
Molecule: messenger RNA, 467 nt
Organism: Anarrhichthys ocellatus (wolf-eel)
Lineage: Eukaryota; Metazoa; Chordata; Actinopteri; Perciformes; Anarhichadidae
Gene: gng10
Product: guanine nucleotide binding protein (G protein), gamma 10
Exons: 3
Coding region: 145-351 (68 amino acids)
Biological process (GO): G protein-coupled receptor signaling pathway
Cellular component (GO): heterotrimeric G-protein complex
Molecular function (GO): G-protein beta-subunit binding
Source: RefSeq, a predicted model, not a curated record